GGCUGGGAGCUGACGGCGGCGGCUUUGGCCCCGACGGAGCCCCCCAACUCUGGCGCCGACGUCCUCCGCUUGGUGCCCGCCUUCUGGGACUCCCCGCUGAGCCACGGCAUCAAUGUGUUCGUGGGUCUGGUGCUGUGCUUCACCAUGUUGGGUCUGGGCUGCACGGUGGGCGUCGGCCAGUUGGGCGAGCAGGUCCGGCGACCUAUCGGGGUGCUGCUGGCUGUCGUCUGCCAAUUCGUCAUCAUGCCGCUGGUAGCCUUCUUACUGGCCUUGGCUUUUUCGCUGGACGACGUGGCAGCCAUGGCCGUGCUCCUCUGUGGAUGCUGUCCCGGGGGAAACUUGUCCAACAUCAUGUCGCUGCUGGUGCACGGCGAGAUGAACCUCAGUAUUAUCAUGACCAUCUCGUCCACCCUGCUGGCGCUGGUGCUGAUGCCGCUGUGCCUGUGGAUCUACAGCCGUGCGUGGAUAAACACGCCCGUGGUCAGCCUCCUGCCCUUUGGUGCCAUCAUCCUGACGCUGUGUAGUACGCUCAUCCCCAUCGGACUAGGCGUCAUGCUGCGCUACCGCUACACCCGUGUGGCCGACAAAGUGUUGAAAGCCUCGCUGUGGUCUCUGCUCAUCACGCUGGUGUUGCUAUUCAUCCUGACUGCGGCCAUGCUGGGCCCCAAGUUGCUGUCGGCCAUACCGGCGUCUGUGUACAUCGUGGCCCUCCUGAUGCCCAUGUGCGGCUACGCGGCGGGCUACGGGCUGGCCACGCUCUUCAAGCUACCGCCCAACAGCCGGCGCGCCGUCUCACUGGAGACAGGCUGCCAGAACGUGCAGCUGUGCACCGCCAUCCUCAAGCUGGCAUUCCCGCCGCAGCUGAUGGGCGGCAUGUACAUGUUCCCCCUGCUCUACGCCCUCUUCCAGGCGGCUGAGGCCGGAGUCUUCAUCCUGGUGUACCGCACUUACCGCCGGCGGGUGCUGGGCAAGGAGGAGCCGCCGGACCGACGGGACGGUGAGGACACGGACAUCACUUACCAGCGCUUCCGGGAUGACGACGACGACUUUGACGGGUCGUACGGCGCCGUGACCGUCAGUGACCCAAACAGCAUUAUGUUGGACCCCUGUCCGCCGGACCCUACGCCUGUCUGA
Messenger RNA from Nerophis lumbriciformis (worm pipefish), 1134 nucleotides. The record is from RefSeq and is a predicted model, not a curated record. NCBI's taxonomy places the organism in Eukaryota, Metazoa, Chordata, Actinopteri, Syngnathiformes, Syngnathidae.